This is a messenger RNA of Naumovozyma dairenensis CBS 421, 669 nucleotides long. RefSeq lists its product as uncharacterized. The coding region runs from base 1 to 669 and encodes 222 amino acids. The record is from RefSeq and is a predicted model, not a curated record. Lineage: Eukaryota; Fungi; Ascomycota; Saccharomycetes; Saccharomycetales; Saccharomycetaceae. The transcript has a single exon.
AUGAGAUAUUCCAUUUUUAUAUUUGCCAUUAUCACGUCUCUCUCCAAUAUUGUUUUAGGUGACUCUGAAACUUUUGGUAUAGUUGACACUAAUCCUCAUUCAACUCUUCAAGGAAAUAGUGUUGGUGAUAUCAAUGGUUAUGUUGCAUUCACCGCCGGUGAAAAUACCCUGGUUGCCGUUGUUACAGACCAAGGUAACUUAAAAUUCAAUAAUAGCAGAUAUGCUGUUCAUUUGGAAGACGGUACUUUUAAAACUGGUUCCGAAAGCGAUGCUUCUACUGGUUUCAGCAUUCACAAUGCGGCAUUGGAGUAUAAAGGAAGUGCUCUCUUUUAUGGUACUCCUCUUAAUAGAACAACAGUAUUAUCGACUAAAGCGAACAACAACAAUUCUUCUAUGGUUACGCUAGAUACAUUAAGUUCUACUGAUAUUCCUAUCGUUGACUUUAUUCCUGGAAAUAGCACAACUAACAAUACAACUAACAAUACAACUAACAACACAGCUAACAAUACAACUAACAAUACAGCUAACAAUACAACUAACAAUUCAACUAACAAUACUACGUCAAGUACUAGUUCUAGUUCUAGUGCGGUCUCUUCACACAGCUCAGAAAAUGGAGCAAUAACUCAUGCACCUGCUAUUUGGAUGGGUCUAUUAGCUUUACUAUUAUAG